UCUCGCAUGCUGUGUGGCCAAAAAUAAAUAAAUAAAAUUUUAAAAAUUAAAAAAAAAAAAGAAUCUGUGUCAUUUCCAUCAGUGGAAAACUUGUCACUUGCCCUGAGAAAACAAAACUAUAAGAAUAAGUACAUAUAAUGAAAACAAAACAGUGUUAUUAAGGUCUUAAACUAGUUUCUGAUAGUUGUGAAACUGUAAAUCUGAGACCUGUUCCUUCUCUGUUUAAAAAAAAAAAAAGGCAUUAGCAAGUGUUAAAGAAAUGACAGGCUAAUACCAAAGUGAGACUCUCUCCUUAAUAUAAAAGAAAUAUUAGAAAAGAGGUCAACUUUCUCACUGUGCGUGUUAUCUAGUGUUGCCUGCAAGGACCCUUAAAAACAUUUUAGUUGGAGUGAUAACUGUGCUUUGAAAAAUACUGCUUUAACUGUAUAUCAUCAUUUUAUUAUUUCCUAUGUCUGAUUUGUAGAUGGCUGACUUUGGCUUACUCCUCACAUUAAGGGAACAAUACCAGUCCUCAUGGUCAAGCCACAAUUACCCUUGAAUUAUCUUGAUAAUGGUAAUAAUAAAAUGGCAAUUCAGCAAGCAGAUAAAUUGUUGAAAAAGCAUAAGGAUCUUCAUUGUGCUAAGGUUUUAAAGGCAAUUGGUUUACAGAGAACUGGAAAGCAAGAGGAAGCCUUCACUUUGGCACAGGAGGUAGCAGCCCUUGAACCCACAGAUGACAACUCGCUGCAGGCACUGACUAUUCUUUACCGGGAGAUGCAUCGACCGGAGUUAGUCACAAAACUUUAUGAGGCAGCUGUGAAGAAAGUUCCCAAUAGUGAGGAAUAUCACUCUCACCUCUUCAUGGCCUAUGCCAGGGUGGGCGAAUACAAGAAAAUGCAACAGGCUGGCAUGGCUCUAUAUAAGAUUGUCCCCAAAAACCCUUACUACUUUUGGUCUGUGAUGAGCUUAAUUAUGCAAUCUAUAUCAGCGCAGGAUGAAAACCUCUCAAAAACGAUGUUUCUACCCCUUGCUGAGAGAAUGGUAGAAAAAAUGGUGAAAGAGGACAAGAUAGAAGCAGAGGCUGAAGUUGAACUUUAUUAUAUGAUCCUGGAACGUUUGGGAAAGUACCAGGAAGCCUUGGAUGUCAUCAGAGGAAAAUUAGGAGAGAAGUUGACAAGUGAGAUUCAGAGUCGGGAAAAUAAAUGCAUGGCUAUGUAUAAGAAGCUGAGCAGGUGGCCAGAGUGCAAUGCCCUUUCUCGGCGCCUCUUACUGAAAAACUCAGAUGACUGGCAGUUCUAUCUGACUUAUUUCGAUUCUGUCUUUCAACUGAUUGAAGAGGCCUGGACUCCUCCUGCUGAAGGUGAACACUCUUUAGAAGGAGAAGUACAUUAUUCUGCAGAAGAAGCUGUGAGGUUUAUUGAAGACCGGAUAACAGAAGAAUCUAAAAGUUCUCGCCAUCUCCGAGGACCACAUCUAGCUAAACUGGAGCUGAUUAGACGUUUACGACGUCAAGGUUUUAAUGAUGAGUACAAACUUGGUGAUCCAGAAGAAUUAAUGUUCCAGUAUUUUAAAAAGUUUGGGGAUAAACCUUGUUGUUUCACAGACCUCAAGGUGUUUGUUGACCUCUUGCCUGCUACACAGUGUACAAAACCCACCGGCACUCGAUACUUUGGCAGUCUUGAGGUUACACAUCUAGGGCAAGUGAAACAGUGCAUUCCCAAACUGUUUAUUAAUCAGUUACUUGGAGUUGUUCCUUUGUCAACACCAACAGAGGAUAAGCUGGCACUGCCUGCUGACAUCAGAGCUCUGCAGCAACAUUUGUGUGUGGUACAGCUGACGAGGUUACUUGGCUUGUACCACACGAUGGAUAAAAAUCAGAAAUUGAGUGUGGUCAGAGAAUUGAUGUUAAGGUACCAGCAUGGACUGGAAUUUGGGAAAUCCUGUUUGAAAACCGAGUUGCAAUUUUCAGACUAUUACUGUCUCCUUGCUGUCCAUGUGCUUAUUGAUAUAUGGAGAGAAACAGGUGAUGAGACCGCUGCGUGGCAGGCCCUGACUUUGUUGGAAGAGGGACUAACUCACAGCCCUUCCAAUGCUCAAUUCAAAUUGCUGCUUGUUCGAAUCUACUGUAUGCUCGGGGCAUUUGAACCAGUGGUGGAUCUGUACUCCAGCCUUGAUGCUAAGCACAUCCAGCAUGACACCAUUGGUUAUCUUUUGACCCGAUACGCCGAAUCCCUAGGUCAGUAUGCUGCUGCAUCCCAAUCCUGUAACUUCGCACUCAGGUUUUUCCACUCAAACCAGAAAGAUACCUCAGAAUAUAUUAUUCAAGCUUACAAAUAUGGUGCAUUUGAGAAGAUCCCAGAAUUUAUCGCUUUUAGGAACAGGCUGAACAAUUCUCUUCAUUUUGCACAAGUCCGUACUGAACGGAUGUUGUUAGAUCUUCUACUUGAAGCAAAUAUAUCAACCAGCUUAGCAGAAAGUAUAAAGUCAAUGAAUCUUCGGCCAGAAGAAGAUGACAUUCCAUGGGAAGCCUUGCGAGACAACAGAGACUUAAAUGUUUUCUUUAGCUGGGAUCCAAAAGACAGAGAUGUUUCUGAAGAACAUAAGAAACUUUCCUUGGAGGAGGAGACAAUGUGGUUAAGAAUCCGUUCCUUAACCUUGAGGCUGAUCAGUGGACUUCCAAGUCUUAACCAUUCUGUUGGGCCAAAGAACUCUGAGAAGACCACUGAGAAUGGAGUAACUUCCAGGAUUGAUAUUGUCCGUUUGCUCCUUCAGCAGCUGGAGGUGGCCCUGGAGAUGGGAAAGCGAUUUAUUGAGAAGGACAUUCAGUAUCCUUUCCUUGGUCCUGUACCUACCAGAAUGGCUGGAUUCUUUAAUUCUGGCUGUUCUCAGUGUCAGACCAGCUCUUUUUAUCUUGUUAGUGAUAUUUAUGAGCUGGAUACCAGUGGUUUAGAGGAUACAGUGGAGAUCCAGGAGCGAGUAGAGGAAAGUCUUAGGUCUUUACUAGAACAAUUAAAAGAUGUCUUCAGUAAAUGUAAAGGUGAUCUCUUAGAAGUUAAAGAUGGUAACUUGAAAACACAUCCUACUCUUUUAGAAAAUCUAGUCUUCUUGGUUGAGACUAUUUCUAUUAUCCUUUGGGUGUCCAGUUACUGUGAGAGUGUCCUGCGACCAUACAAAUUAAAUUUACAGAAAAAGAAAAAGAAGAAAAAAGAAACCAGCAUCAUCAUGGUAAUAACAGAGAAAACACAACCACCUGUCUUUACCAGUUUCCAAGACUAUGUUACUGGGCUUCAGACUUUAAUUUCCAAUGUUGUGGAUCAUAUUAAAGGACUUGAAACACAUCUAAUUGCACUUAAAGUUGAAGAACUUAUUUUAGAAGAUACUUCUCUCUCGCUGGAAGAGAGAAAAUUUUCAAAGACUGUACAAGGGAAGGUGCAGAGCAGUUACCUGCACUCACUUCUGGAAAUUGGGGAGCUGCUGAAAAAAAGACUUGAGACCACAAAGAAACUAAAAAUUUAAGUUAGUGUGAACCACAAGCACUGAUGACUCUACAACAGAAAAUGACAUCAUCUUCCCAGGCAAAAGCUACAUCUGGUUGACCAUCAUUUUAAUCCAGAACUUCCUCAUAAAAUGCAUGAAGGACUUUGAUUGUGAAUUAAUUUUUUAGGUAUUAAAUGUACACAACUGAUUAAAUUAUUGUAUAUAAACCCGAAGCAGGACCCUUGUCCGGGUUUGACCACUUUUUAUACAUGUUCAUAUGCAUAUGGCAGCCACAAGAGAGCCCCACUUUUCUUCUUCCCUUCUAUCACCAGAAACAUCUGGUGGUGGUGGGGAUCGUAUAAAAGCAGCAAUAGAAAUUAAGCAUAAAGCAUCCAUCUCAGAGCAGCUGAAUGGCCCUCUGAUUAUAGCAGUGGGUGUUUUGGUCUGGUCCUUGAGCCUUAGGAAGCAGAAAGCAGAAAUAGAGGGGGACCAUGAUUGGGAGCAGGCCCUCUUUCUACAUUAGCAGUUUAGUUUUGAGGCUUCCUCAGCUGCUUGGCUCCCACAGAACCCAAGGCAGGUACCCAAAGGUCCUCAGAUGAAAUUUGGCAUAAGUACCUGCCACUGAAGGGCAUCACUCAGAUGACCACAGGCUCUCAUUUUUCAGCUUAAUAAUCCCAAUGGCCAAGACAUCCCCAUCCUAGCUCCUGUGAGAGUGAAGUCGGAGAUAGGCUUCUGUUAACUUACAGCUGAUUGGAGGGGAAAGUAGUGCAGAUGACUUAUAAGCCUGCUGAGGACUAGCUUGCUGUCUUUCAUCUAUUUGGGAAAGAUGGGAAUCACUGUUUUAAAGAAGAGAGGUGUACAUAAUUUAUGCAGGCAGUUCUAAUACCAGUGUCAUUGGUUUUGUGAGAUAUAUAUAUAUGUAUAUGCUUUUACAUAUAUACAUAUAUUUUCAAGCAUAUAUGCAUGUAAAUGUAUAUAUGCUUGAAAAUAAAGAUUUAAUACUUUAGUGUUUUUUAAGUGGGGGGUUUGGGAAGGAAGAAAGGAAGGAAUGUAUAUUAAUAUGGAUUUAACCUAAGUUUUAAGUUUUAGGCUGGCAAAAGAAAUGUUAUCAAUUUGGUUUGAGGUUCAGUUUACUUUUUUCAAACUUGAGAUUUAUACCAGGAUGGUGUUUACGUUGUUCACCUGGAGCUCCUGAAGAAUACUGCUUCAGAGGUUAGUCUGCCAGAAAAGAUGAACUUUGCUCUUGAAAAUGUUACACAUUUCAUACAAUUGCUUUGGUAACUUUUUUGUGUUUGAAUCUGUGCUUCUGCUUUUGGUCUUUGUUACCCAAAUACUGUUAAAGGUAGUAAUUCUGAAUAGCAAAGAAAUGAAUUUGAUGAGGAAAUUCAAGUAUGUGCUGGAGGAUUGGUCUUAAAGACCUUCAAGGUCCUUUCCAACUCACUUUUCCAGUGAAAUGUGAUACUUUUUUCUUUUAAAAGCAACCAAAAAGAGCUUGGAAGAUCUCUAUGCAAAGUAAUUGCAUUUUGCUCCCAUCAUUUUGACUUUCUUAGAUUCACAAUUUGAUAGGGUGAUUAAUAACUCUCAACUUGCAGGGAAACUUUUUUGAAAAUUACUGAAUAACCUGUUCAAAAUAAGACUUGUUGGAAAUCCUAGUCCAUACUGUAAUUUUAAAAAACUAGUUCUGAUGUUAAUUGGCAGCCAAAAGGAAAGAACUGCCUUGAACAAGAUGAAUUAAAGAUUCUGAUUGAUUCCAAGUCUAAUUUAAUAACAGCAUAUCAUAAUUUCAUAAAACGAUGGCCUGUUUAGAUGGAACUCUGUGUAUGGGGGUGGGGGUAUGUGUGUUUGGCAUGUGUUCUUGAAAUGAUGUUUCUUUGAAUAUCCAAAAAUACUGUACAUAGAAAUAGAAAUGCUCUUUGAAACAAGUGUAUCAACUGACCAUGAUCAUUCUAGCAUAUGUGUGCUCAGUGGGCUGGCCUUGGUCCUCAGGGACAGUGUGUGACUCCAGUGGUCUACCUACCUAGUCUCUUGCCUAGGGGCAUCUGGGUCUUCUACUGGUUUUAGUGACAAAUAAUGUUACAUUGAGUUUAUGCUUCCUUUGUUACUUGUUGAUUUCCCUACUAAAUGUAGCAUUUCAAUUAGAUCCAACCUCUUACAUUGAGAUAAUUGUAAAAAGAAUGAAAUUAUGCAGAAAUGGCCAAUAUCUUUUAUUGAUCUGUUCUUUUGGAAAUUGUCAUGCACUAUAAAUUGUGUACAGUUAAAAAAAAAAUAUAUAUAUAUAUUCUUACAUGAGUAAAAAGCACCCUCUCCAGCAAUUGUAUGUCAUUGGUAUUUGAAGAGAAUUCCCAAAUAACUCAUUGCUGCUGCUGCUGUUUUUAGUUUGUGUGGGUUUUUUGUUUUAUCUUGUUUUUGUGUGGAAAAUUGAUAUUUAAAAGAAAAAAGGAAAGGAGAAAAAAACACGACUACUGUUUACAGACUGAAAAAUUACUGCUUUUUAUACUACUGAGAUCCUAAGUUAAAACUCUCCAAAGCAAACAUUUGGUUUAAAUCAUUUAUCUGAUGUGGAUAAAAGAGAAAUUUUUAGUGUUCUCCACAUAAUGAAAAAUGUACAAAUGCCUAGCUGUGUUGCCCAUCAAUUUUGUAUAUUUUCAUAAUUUUAAUUGUUCAAAAUUGCAUUAUAUUUUGCAAUCACUAUGUUCAAUCUGGAUUUGUCUUUCAUUUUAACUUUUAAUAUAAAAAGGGGUUUCAAUGUAUCUACAGCCUUGUUAUUGAAACUCUUCCUGCUUUUUUGCUGUGAUUUAUUAAUAUAGGAAGCAUAUAUUCUUCCUCUUCAGAAUUAAGUGAAGCAUAGCAAAUCUACUUUAAACUGGAUGGGUUAAUUUAUAUAAACACUUUCAUUUUAAGUUGGCAUUUCUGCCUGGU
This is a messenger RNA of Hippopotamus amphibius kiboko, 6375 nucleotides long. RefSeq names its product N-alpha-acetyltransferase 25, NatB auxiliary subunit (gene NAA25). Gene Ontology annotation, cellular component: cytoplasm; NatB complex. Lineage: Eukaryota; Metazoa; Chordata; Mammalia; Artiodactyla; Hippopotamidae. The transcript has 25 exons. Gene Ontology annotation, molecular function: protein binding; protein-N-terminal amino-acid acetyltransferase activity. Gene Ontology annotation, biological process: N-terminal peptidyl-methionine acetylation. The record is from RefSeq and is a predicted model, not a curated record. The coding region runs from base 514 to 3495 and encodes 993 amino acids.